UGAAAUGUUGAUAGAGUGUUUGGUACAAAAAUAUAAUACAACCUUUUUCUCGAAGGGCCAUAUUGGAGAUUCUCCUUUUGAAACAAGUGAUUGGAGUAAAACAGCACAUUUUACAACGGCAACAACUGCAACGUGGCAGUCCGCCGCAUUGCAACAACCAAUUUUGCAUACUCAACGAGCAUUUACUAGGAUCUGUGACGAUGGUUCGAUUAUGGAUCAUGCGUUGGAUGGUGACGGUGCAUUGAAUUUAUCCACAUCUCAACGGCCAUCAACAACAACGACCCCAAACGGUGUUGACGACGACUUUGCUGAUGAACAGGCAACGUCUUUGGAAAAAGCGCUAACCACACAUCAAUUGGAAAAUUUAGAGCUGGAGCGAUCGUGGGAACGUGAACGCGAUCUGCCGAGAGACAGAGCCGGCACUGCCUCUGGGGGUGGCAGCAGCGGCAUCUCUAGCUCGGGCAGUGAGCGCGAGGUCCCUCUAGCUCAAGGAAAUGGCAGUGCAGCAAGUCCAGUUGCCUCUACACGAGACGAAGUUCCAAUACCAGCAUCGACUGUUAGAGAACCACAAAUGGCAGCGGCUUCACCGCAUUCACAAAAUAUUUCAACGUCGAGGGUUACAAGUCCAGAAUCUCCGCCACGACUACCACAAUCCCCAGUACAAUCUGCAGCUAAACCACCUAGUGCUGCUUCGGUUGCCGCUGCAUCUCAGAUGAUGAUUUCUCCAGCCGGAGGAUUACAUCAUAUGCAGCAACUUUUACAACAACAUGUCCUAAGUCCUACCCAACUUCAAACAUUUAUGAAACAACAUUCACUGUAUAUACAACAGCAUCAACAGAAUCAACAUCAUCAGCAACACCAAUUGGCCGAAAUCAGUAAGAAACAAUUGGAGCAAACAAUACAACAAUUACACGAACAAAUACAGUUAAACCUAUUUCAACAAACACAUAUUUUACAAUCGGGUGAAAAGAAAAAAGCAUCGGCCCCUCUACAACAAUUAGCGUUACAACAGCAACAAUUAAUACAACAAUUACAGAUGACCCAAAGACAAUAUGUGGUGCAACAGGGAAUGGGUAUGCAACCUAUUAUGCUUGCACAAGCCCAAGCGCAAGGAUCAGGUAUGAUACCAAGAGAAGUAUUAAGUCCAUGGAAGGACUCUCUAACAAGUGAAUCUCAUGUGCCGUUAAACCAUAAAUCGAGCUCUGACUUAAACGGUCGAUGUAGAGAAGAAAUUGCUGGACUUCCGCCAGAAGAAAAAGGUAUUGAAAAUUCAGGUAGUGCACCAGACGGUGGUGGAGCUACCCCCACAGAAAAAGUACACCCGUUAUAUGGACAUGGUGUAUGCAAAUGGCCCGGUUGUGAAGUUAUUUGUAUCGAUAUACCAGCGUUUAUCAAGCACUUAAAUACGGAACAUACAUUGGACGAUCGAUCAACGGCACAAGCUCGCGUUCAAAUGCAAGUUGUCUCACAAUUAGAAUUACAAUUGCAAAAAGAGCGUGAUCGUUUGCAAGCGAUGAUGCAUCACUUACAUAUGGCAAAACAAAUGUGCUCGCCUGAUUCAAUGAAAAAUGAUGCGCCCGCAACGACUGGCACAAAUCAAUCCACACCAAAUACAAAAUUAGCAUCUACCCAACAACAAUUAAUCAAUCAAAAUCCACCGAAUUUUGUACCAAAUUCUGUGGCACAGAAUUCGUUACCACCUCAACCGCCUGUUGUAUCGAUGAGUGCACUUGUGUCAGCCGUACGAUCACCCGUACUUCAAUCACCCACACAAAAUUUAACCGGACCAAUACGAAGAAGGAUCAGUGAUAAAUCGGCGUUAUCUUUAGCUGGUGGAUUACCAUACAUGCUUGAAAGAGCUGGUUUAGAUGUACAGCAAGAAAUACAGAGGAAUCGAGAAUUUUAUAAAAAUGCUGAUGUACGACCUCCGUUUACAUAUGCCUCAUUAAUUCGACAGAGUAUCAUUGAAUCUCCCGAUAAGCAAUUAACGUUAAAUGAAAUAUACAAUUGGUUUCAAAACACAUUUUGCUAUUUUCGACGAAACGCAGCUACGUGGAAGAACGCAGUGCGACACAACUUGUCGCUUCACAAAUGUUUCAUGAGGGUCGAAAAUGUAAAAGGUGCUGUUUGGACAGUGGAUGAAGUGGAAUUUUAUAAACGUAGACCUCAACGAUGUUCGACGGGCGGCUCAGCCGGUCCCGCUGUCCAAGGGUUACCAUCCGCGGGGGCUCAACAGUCUAAUAAACGUCCCACCUUAACACAUAGUCCAAUUUUGUACGCCGAUGCAUUGAAUGCAAAUUUACACGCCGCAUUGAUGGAAGAAAACAGUAUGGCGUUCCUAACACCUCCAAUGGGCGGUGGUAUGAUGUCAUCACGUCUAGAUAAACCACGAGGUCGAUCCGAAUCACCCAUACAAAAUAACAGUUUUGACUCUUUUCAAUACAGAUCACCGGUGAAUGGUACAUCAUAUCCAAUUAAAAUGGAAGGUCUUUCAUUGGAGAAUGGAAUGCCACCAACGUCUAUCGCAAACUUACAAAAUAUGUCAAAUGCCGAAGUAACAUCUAUGGUGAAUAAUCAAUCGAUGGGUAUCGAUCCACAUACGCACGUUAUAAAGCGAGAACAACUAGAACAUGGAAGUGUGUGUGAUGAAGGGGAUUUGGAUCAUGACGACAUGUACGGUAUUGGUUUGGAACAUGACGAUAACAUGGCCGAAGAUUUAUCAAUGGCCACCGAACAUAAUGAAAAUGAUAUGUUAGACGCAUAGUGAAAUACGCAUGUGCAAUAAAGACUGUGAAAAAACUCAAAAAAAGCUCUUCCAGAAUAUUUUAUUUUGAAACAUGAGCUUAUUUAAAUAGUUUAAAACCGAAACAACGACAUUAAAAAUUGUCUAAAUUUAAUAAACUUGCACAUACUUUAAAAAAUC
Molecule: messenger RNA, 2923 nt
Organism: Chrysoperla carnea
Lineage: Eukaryota; Metazoa; Arthropoda; Insecta; Neuroptera; Chrysopidae
Gene: FoxP
Product: forkhead box protein P1
Exons: 16
Coding region: 5-2764 (919 amino acids)
Biological process (GO): regulation of transcription by RNA polymerase II
Cellular component (GO): nucleus
Molecular function (GO): DNA-binding transcription factor activity, RNA polymerase II-specific; RNA polymerase II cis-regulatory region sequence-specific DNA binding
Source: RefSeq, a predicted model, not a curated record